This is a messenger RNA of Durusdinium trenchii, 525 nucleotides long. The record is from the annotation of a GenBank genome assembly. Lineage: Eukaryota; Dinophyceae; Suessiales; Symbiodiniaceae.
AUGGAGAGAUGCCAUUUGGCUACUGCUGACGGCCAUGCGCAAGCUCCCGCGUGUGGCAGAGAGGACGGUGCAGCGGGCCGUGAAGAUCGACAAAAGUCUCUUGGGAAACUCGGCUGCUCAAAGCAACGCUUUUUGGCGCUGAAGGGCCCUCGGACCAAGUGGCUGUUGCACUUGCGUCCCAAUUUCCAUGCGGUGAGCAUCAAGGAGUUCUCGCUCUUCCCCGGCGAGUAUGAGAUCCUGCUGCCACCAAAUAUGGAGUUUAAGGUGAAGUCCAUUCUCGAUUGUGGCCAUGGGCUCACGGAAGUCCAAUGUGAGCAACUGGAAGAGGAUGACCCGCUGAUGGAUUUCUACGAGGUGCCUGGAAGACGCCGCGCGCGAGUUUUGCUCGCGGCACGAGAGAAGACAGGGUGGAUGAUCCUGUUUUUUUGGGGCGGCAUUCAAGAAGCAUUGAGCUACAGAGUGGAUUGGCAGUUGAGGGAGUUGCUUUGGUGGGUCCUGGAAAUUCCGUUGACAAGCCUUCAGUGA